This is a messenger RNA of Monopterus albus (swamp eel), 7439 nucleotides long. It is a transcript of the gene plekha5, whose product is annotated as pleckstrin homology domain containing, family A member 5. The record is from RefSeq and is a predicted model, not a curated record. Gene Ontology annotation, cellular component: cytosol. Lineage: Eukaryota; Metazoa; Chordata; Actinopteri; Synbranchiformes; Synbranchidae. The transcript is spliced from 30 exons. Gene Ontology annotation, molecular function: phosphatidylinositol-3,5-bisphosphate binding; phosphatidylinositol-5-phosphate binding; phosphatidylinositol-3-phosphate binding. Bases 184 to 4674 code for a protein of 1496 amino acids.
AUUAGCCCGUCGCCGUCAUCUACUGGCAAAAAGCAUCGCUUGUCUUCAUCCUCCAUGCGCGUUUCCGUCCCGUAUGAGCGCGACCGCGCGAAGGUCUCAUUGUCCGCGCGCCUGGCACGGCGCCGCGCACUCCCGCCCGUGUGUGUGUGUAGUAAUCCAAAGCAGUAGAGCUCUCGGAUAGACAUGGCGGCGGAUCUUAAGCCGGAGUGGCUCUCCUGCCUUCCUUCUUCUUGGGGUUAUGGGGUGACUCGGGAUGGACGCAUAUUCUUCAUCAACGAAGAAGCAAAGAGUACAACCUGGUUGCAUCCCGUUACUGGAGACGCUGUAAUCACGGGGCACAGAAAAACUCCAGAUUUACCAACAGGAUGGGAGGAAGGAUACACAUUUGAAGGAGCUCGCUGCUUCAUCAAUCACAAUGAGCGAAAGGUGACCUGUAAACACCCCAUUUCAGGUGUCCCCUCCCAAGACAACUGCAUCUUUGUUGUAAAUGAACAACCAGCUCCGAAGGCUUUGUCAGAGCAGGGCAGCACCAGUGACAAGAAGGAACGUCCCAUGAGCACCAUGAGCGAGGCUUCAAACUACACAGGUGGCUCCGACUACAGCACCUUUACUCCCAGCCCUGCCACCACUGUUACUAUGGCCGCCGCCACCUCCACCUCAUCCACACGGCCUUCUAGGUCUUCCAAAAAGGUUCACAACUUUGGCAAGAGGUCCAACUCCAUCAAGAGGAACCUUAAUGCCCCAGUGAUCAAGAGCAACUGGCUUUACAAACAGGACAGCACUGGCAUGAAGCUGUGGAAGAAGAGGUGGUUCGUUCUGUCAGACAUGUGCCUCUUCUACUACCGUGAUGAGAAAGAGGACAGCAUCCUGGGAAGUAUCCUGCUGCCCAGCUUUCACAUCUCCAUGUUGUCAGUGGAUGACCACAUCAGCAGAAAAUAUGCCUUUAAGGCCACUCACCCCAACAUGCGGACAUAUUAUUUCUGCACUGACACAGCCAAAGAGAUGGAGUCCUGGAUGAAAGUCAUGACAGACGCUGCCCUCGUCCACACUGAACCAGUCAGAAGACUGGAUAAGUUGAAAGUAGAUCAGCGGACGACUCAGGAGUUGAACAAUUUACUGAACCACAGAGUCCUAACCAAGCCCGAGAUCCAGAACAACGAACGCAACCGUGAGCCUGUACGACAUCACUCCCUAUCUCGAGUCGAUGACAAACGGCAAAAAGAUCUUGAGAAACACAAUGGCCAGAGGGAGCGGGAGUAUUACACACUGCAGAGAGAUGGGGAGCGGUACUCUUUGAAGAAAGAUGGGGUGAGCUACAUGCUUCAGAAGGAUGGAGAGAGGUAUCUCCUUCAUAAGGAUGGAGAGAAGUACCUGCUGCGAAAAGAUGGAGACAAAUAUUCACUGCAGAAAGAUGGAGAAGUAUAUGCCAUUCACAGGGAUCUGGAACAGUACGCCACUCAGAAAGUGGAUGAAAAGUAUGCAGUGACGCCAACAGAGGAGAAAUACGCGCCAUCUAAAGAUGGAGAGAAGUAUUUGCUUACUAAGGAUGGAGAAAAAUACGCAUUGCAGAAAGUUGGUGACCGGCACACACUCCAAAAAGAUGGACAGAAACAUGUUUCUCAAAAGGAAGUGAAGAGACAGCUGUCAUUAAAAGAGACAGACAGGUACAGCACAGUAAGGGACACGGAGAAUAAAUAUGGUACCAUACAGGUUGUGGACAAAUAUGGUGCUCUCAAAGAAGUGAAAAAAUACAGUACGCUACGAGAAGGGGAUAAAUAUGUUUCGCUCAGAGAUGCAGAGAAGUAUGCUACAGUUCGUGAUGGGGAUAAAUAUGGCUUCCAGAGAGACCCGAGUGCAGAGAGGUCUCUGACUAAGAUUAGUAGCAUCAAGCUGCAGCCUGCCCAGGCUGCUGCCAUCGCAGCUGCGGUGUCUGCAUCUCGCCAGGGCCAGGCCAACCUCAAAGCGCAAAAGCCUGCACAGGUUAAUGGCUCAGGGUCGGUGGUGGGGGAGCAGACCAGGGACUCCAGCGUGGCAGAGGUGGAUGGCAGCCUCACCAGGGCUCCAGUGAAGUCCCCUGCUCCAGUGCAGGAGCCAGAGAGGGGUCUGUCUAGGACCAAUUCCAUGCAGCAGCUGGAGCGCUGGGUCCGCACACACAGAACAAGAGGACUGGAUGAUGACAACAGGAGUGUUACAUCCUACCAGACCUUACCCAGAAACAUGCCCAGCCACCGUGCUCAGAUUGUGCCCCGCUAUCCAGAGGGAUAUCGCACGCUGCCCCGUAACAGCAUGAUGAGGCCUGAUAGCAUCUGCAGCGUGGCAGGCUCCGUGUACGACCAUGCUCUCCGUCCCGCCUCUACCAGCGCUGGCACCACAGCAGAGAAGAGGAGGUCGAUGAGAGAUGACACCAUGUGGCAGCUGUAUGAGUGGCAGCAAAGGCAGGCCUUCUCCAGGCAAAGCUUGGCUCAGCCAACAGCUGUGGGUCAUUACGGCACCCUGCCCAGCACAAAGACUAUGGGCAACAUCUCUGAACACACCGUGGUGACACACUCCAUCCCCACCUCACCAUCUCACGGUUCCCUGGCUCUCUACAGCACCUUUUCCCCUCCUCGCCAACAGGUCCCCCACAACCCCAGCAGCUCCCACUCCGAGGUGUCCUCGCCAGUUCUCAUGGGGGACGCAACACUAGAUUGUCGGCACAGGACACACCCCGCCAAGUAUGGCUAUCCACCUGACCGUCGAUCUGUCGCAUCCGGCGUCCCUCCUCAGACCAUCACCCCACAGUCCCUCCAAGGCAAGACGCCCGAGGAGCUCACUCUGAUGCUGAUCAAGCUCCGUCGACAGCAGGCAGAGCUCAACAGCCUGCGGGAACACACAGUUGCGCAGCUAAUGGCCCUGGGCAUGGAGGGGCCCAACGCCAAGACUGAUGUUCUUUCCCAUCACCUACAGAGGAACCUUAUUUACCUGGAAAGCCAGACGAAGGAGAAUGAGCCUCUAAUCUUCAUGAUUCACACUAUGAUCGAGAACUCGGCACCGAGGCCGCAACUCUACCAGCAAACCAGCCCAGAUAACUACAAAGAUGGCUUCUUCAUCCAGCGCACAGAGGAAGCUGACAUAGAUACCAAGCUGAGCAGACUGUGUGAGCAGGACAAGGUGGUGAGGAUGCAGGAGGAGAAACUACAGCAGCUACACCGAGAGAAGCACACUCUGGAGACGGCCCUGCUGUCAGCCAGUCAGGAGCUGAGUGAACAGAGCGGCUCCAAUGCUGCAGCCACACAGAGCCUGGUCCAGCAGAGAGACGUGCUGCAGAAUGGCCUGCUCAGCACAUGCAGAGAGCUGUCCAGAGUCAACACUGAGUUGGAGCGCUCCUGGAGAGAGUAUGACAGAUUGGAAGCAGAUGUCACUAUGGCUAAGUCCAACCUGCUGGAGCAGCUUGAGGCCCUGGGAAGCCCACAGACAGAGCCUCCAAGCCAGCGACACAUCCAGAUCCAGAAGGAGCUAUGGAGGAUCCAGGACGUGAUGGAAGCUUUGUCCAAAAAUAAACCACAGCGUAGCACAGACAGCAGUUUUCCUGGCUCCAAACCACUCUCCAGUCUCCAGAAGAAUGAGCAAGCUCCAGACUAUCGACUGUAUAAGAGCGAGCCUGAGCUGACCACAGUGAAGGAGGAAAUGGAUGAAGCCAAUGGUGAGGAUAAGGACAAGACAGAGAGCUCCGCUGAGAGUAAAGAUACUGCAGCCUCAAAAGUGCCCCCAUACCCAGUGGGCAUCGUCCCUCCCAGGACCAAAUCUUCCAAGAGCCCUCCCGAAUCCUCCACCAUCGCCUCCUACGUCACCUUGAGGAAGACCAAGAAGACUGAGUCUAGAUCAGACCGUCCCAGGAGUGCAGUCGAUCAGAUAGGAUUUGGAGAACGAGAGGUGGGCAGGCCGAGGAUGAGCGUGGAGGAGCAGCUGGAGAGGAUAAGGAGGAACCAGGAGGCUUCGUCACUUCGAGAAAAGAAGAGGGAAACCCCAUCCCGCUCGCCCUCCUUCAGCAAAGACAACCCUUUUGUUACCCUGCAGACCCGAGCCCAGGCAGAGGGGGCCUGUGCAGACCCUGUGGAGCUGGAAGCAGCUCUGCGGCAGCUGAAGGUGGCUCACAUGGAGCAGAGCAGGGCGGCUGCUGAGGAAGCUGGGACUCACAUGAAGAGAGCACCGACUGCACCACAGGAAGUGCAAAGCGCAGAGGAGGUGAACAAUGACAAGUGUGAGGAAGUGCAGCAGGACAGGUGCGUGGCCCUGCCGAGUGUGAAGGAGCUGCAGGCUGAGACCAACAGCAUAGACAAUGAGCUGUGUGAAAGCCAGAGGGUGAUGAUUCUGGACCUGGGCACAGAGCCUCGGCAUGUGGAGAUAGUAAACCUUCAGCCCUUUGAGGAUGACGAAAGCAGAGAGCAAGAUCUGACUAGUUCACCUACAAACACCACCACUGAAAACAGCUUCCAGACUCCUGAGCCUGAGACACCGAGCCCAGAGCCUAAGGAAGAAGACGCAGACAUGACACAGCAAACCACCAGAGAGGAGAAGCUGGAGAGCAGCCUGGAUUCUUACAGCCAGCUUACAGCAGAUGACAAGAAACACAACAAUAACAACAACAACAUGUUGACUUCGCAGACCUUCACUUUGGUGAGCAGCGACACGUGAACGACGCUGGCCUCAACAUCCACACUGGCGUCCUGUAGAGCCUGAAUGUAGCCAGCCUGCACAGAGCAUGCUCCAUGGCUUCCUGCAUUUACAGCAGAACUACUUUGAUACUACUGUUACAUGCCCACAAAGAGACUGAGAGCGAGAGGAUGACAGCCCUGCUAACAGACUGAUCAACACUGACGAGCUGCCAUCACAUCCAGACGAAGAGAAAGACAGAUGUACUGUAUCCUUAGAACCUUUUAGAUCUGUUCAUACUGAUACGUCCUGAAGCAAACCAUUAAUUCUAUGUAGUCAUAUUUGUCCCACAACAGCUCUGCAUAAAUAUGAGAUUGAGAUUGUGAAAUGGUCUAGGUCUAAAAAGGUUACAAAUAAUGUCUGUUUUAGUAAGAUUAGAAAUGUUCUGAUUACUUAAACUACAUGGCCUAACUUGACCUACACAGUAGUCCUACAGCUAUGAACAAAGGUGACAGUUUAAUUAGGGUUGUUUGUUGUACAGGUUUAGCACAUCUUUUUUUUUCAGGGGGAGGUUUACUGAACAAAGGGACUGACAGGCAAGUUUCAGAAUCUUGAUUGUUCUUUGCUUUAAGGUUUUAAUCCAGUUUCAUCAUCUGGAUCCACCUGGACAGCCCCUUAUUACAGGUUUGUUUUGCUUUCUUAAUAGACAUAAUCUCUAGAAGCAGCCUAGGGGUCGAGUGUCCUGUUUGGAGAGCUCAAAAUGGUAUAUCUGCUUUUUGAAGAUGAAGUAUGUCUGCUACCGGACUAUCAUGUCCACUGCUCACUGGGACUGUUUGCAAUUUACAGUCUGCGCCUCUAAAUCAGAUUAGUCUAAAUUCCUUCACCCCCGACCUAUGACAAUAACCUUUGGGAAGUCACCGAAUGAAUGAGAUUGUGGACACAAGCAGGUGGAAUAGGAUGGCUAGGUGAAUGAGGAGCAUAGACAUCCACAAAGAGUUCAGGGUAGAUCUACAGCUACUUCCCAUCGAAAGGAACAUGUUGAGGUGGUUCAGACAUCUGGCUGACCCUGACUCUUACUGCUUCUCAAGUCUCUUAUAUGAUUGAUCCUCAGUCGACCCGGAUACCGUUCCAGUCGACCAAGAAUCGAGGAUGUCACAAGACUCUUAUAUUUGCUCUGAGAAGCAAGGAGGCUGCUGGGGUAGCUAUUAGUGACGAUACAAGAGAGCAUCCUCUGCAGAACUCAUUUAUGGACCAACAGUGCUCAUCUUACUUUAUGUUCAUUUAUCUGACUGUGUUCCUCAUAGUUAUGGAGGCCCCUGACCUCCAAGCUGGAAACCAGUUGGCUAAAGAACAUGCACUAACAUACUGAGGGUUAAAUCCCAAUGCAGAAUAUACAGAGUGGUUCUAUCAAACAUCUAGGUUAAUUAUCCUGGUACUAGUUCAUAUUAAUUAUUGAUCAGUGGGCUUAGGGAUGUGGACUAUUUUGGAGCUUAAUAUAGUUUAAAUACAGUAUAUACUUUUUUACAGAGGACACAGAAAGGCUGUGGUACAGUCAUGAAGCCUAAAACUACCUAAAACAGUGCUGGUGCCUUCAGGAAUAUGCAGGAGCCAUUAGUGAGGAUACAAGAGAGCAUCCUUUGCAGAACUCAUUUAUGGACCGACAAUCCCCUUUAUUGGAAAUCCGUUGGUGAUUGGAGGCUUCAAAUGAAGAAAUGAUGAAAAGAUGUUUCUUGAAUUUCUCUCUCCUCACAUGUUCUCCUUAUAUCUUUUCCUCACAUCUUAUGAGGGCAGGACUAAGAUGUAAGGAAAAGGCACAAGUGAGGGAAACCUGGAUCCAUAUAAGAGGCUUGGGAAGCAGCCAGGGAAACAUCCUGGACACCUCUCUAUAAGGGCUUUCCAAGCAACUCCAAGGAAGCAUACACAAGGGAACAGUCACUCACCGCAACACAUAUUGUACUAGGGGAUCACUUGGCUGAAAAGGCUACAUUUGGUGGUGAAGCACUCAGUCCUGUUCUGUUGGCUGUCGGUCUCUGUUUGUCCCAUUAUUAGGUCAAGCAGUCCGUUGACAAAUGUUACUACUGAUCUUCAUUCUUGUUCAAGAGUAAGAUAUUUUUCACACAGUUGCACAUUCAUACCUGGAAGCUGCCCAGAACAACCACCAUCACCACUGAGCAGCAGCUCCACUAGAGCAGUUGGGAUUAAGGGCCUUGCUCACGGGCGCCAGAAUCCCAUGCAGAUUUUAUCCUGUCAGCCCAAGGACCGGACCGGCGACCUUCCAGUCACAUGCUCGUGUCUCUAACCUUUAGGCCACCACUGCCAAUUCUAAGACUUAUAAAGAACCAAACCAUUUCACAAUCUUGACUGUAUGUAUGAGUUGUCUGGGGAGUAAAUAGCUCCAUAGGGAUUUGUUUCCAAAUACACACACACACACACACACACACACAUCAAUAUAGAGAACUUUUAAUACCUAAGUAUUAAGGUCUUAUUAAUAUAAUUGUUAGAUAUAGACUAAUCUACAGAUCUGGAGGAGGGGAUAUUAGCUGUUACUGAGUUGCUGGAGGUGAGUGUACAGCUGUAUAUAGGAGCACUUGAGAAGUCUCACAGCAGAUGGGCUAAGCACCAAAACUCAACACACAUGCAGUGCUUUACUUUAAUAACUCCAAAGUGACCGCUGAUGCUCUUGGAUUUUAACCUGCUAUGAUUUGAAUUCUUUGUUGAUUUGAGACCAGGGGCUCCCUUAGUACUAUAUUUUCACAUCUUUUGCACCUGCAACAGAACAGAUUGUCUUCUAAUGGAUAUACAUAUAU